AUGCUUCUGCAUCAGUUUAUGAACGGAGCUCUGGAAGCCAUGCAUCCCACAUCUCUCCAGAAGGACACCACUUUUACUAAAAUCUUCGUCGGCGGACUGCCUUACCACACCACCGACGCCUCGCUGAGAAAAUACUUCGAGGCCUUUGGAGACAUUGACGAGGCUGUGGUGAUAACGGACAGGCAGACAGCCAAAUCCAGAGGAUACGGCUUUGUAACGAUGACAGACCGAGGGGCUGCUGAGAGAGCUUGCAAGGAUCCCAACCCCAUUAUUGACGGCAGGAAAGCCAACGUCAACCUGGCCUACCUUGGUGCGAAGCCUCGCAGUAUACAAACAGGCAUAUCCAUCGGAGUGCAGCCCAUUCACCCAGCAUUUAUCCAGAGGCAGUAUGGGUUGGCCCCACCUUAUGUCUACCCGCAAGCCUAUGUGCAGCCCAGCCUGGUGCUGCCCACCCAGUUGUCCACCUCUGUGAGCACCAGCCCCUACCUGGACUACACCGCAGCCUACACGCAGUACGCCCAGGCCGCCUACGAGCAGCAGUAUCCCUACGCUGCUUCGCCAGCGGGCUUCCUGGGUUACAGCUACGCCACCAGCCCCGCUGCUGCUGCAGGGCCGGCCCCUGCCGCCACCGCGCCGUCCACCGCGCACCCCGCCUUGCCUUCGGCCGCCGGCCCAGCCUUCCUGCACUAUGCGCCGCAGCAGCAAAUCCAGCCCGACCGAAUGCAGUGA
Molecule: messenger RNA, 729 nt
Organism: Nerophis lumbriciformis (worm pipefish)
Lineage: Eukaryota; Metazoa; Chordata; Actinopteri; Syngnathiformes; Syngnathidae
Source: RefSeq, a predicted model, not a curated record